AAUUGCAUUUCCACAGUUUGUUCCAACAAUCAUCCUUACAAUGGCGUACUUUGGCAAGGAAUACAAAUUUGAGAAGGAGGAGAAGUUUGAUGAGUUCAUCAAAGCUGUUGCCUCUGGUGAUGGCGCGGGUGCGUUCCUGGACUUCAAGCCCAACUACAAAAUGGAGAAGAAGGGUGAUGAAUACGUCAUGACCAUCUCCGAAGGUUCCUUCAAGAAGGAGGUCGCCUUCAAGCCAGGUGUGCCUUUUGACGAGACCAUGAAAAACGGACUUAAGUGCACCUCAGUAUUCACGGUCGAUGGAGAUACCUUCACCCAGGUCCAGGACUACGGCAGCAAAGGAAAGGUCACCAUGAAGAGAGAGUUCUCACCUGACCAACUUAAAAUUUCCCUCCAAUCCAGUAAUUACGAUGGAGUCGCUUACAGAUACUACGUACCUACUCCAACCAAAAUGGCCUACUUUGGAAAGGAAUUCUCCUUCGAAAGGGAAGAAAAUUUCGAUGCAUUCGCCGAUUUUAUUGGUGCCUUUGACGCCAACGCCAAGGGCUUUAUGCAGUACAAGCCGAACCAGAUCCUCGAGAAGAACGGGGACUCCUACAAGCUGAUCUUCAAGACCCCAGCCCUGAACCACGAGGUGGUGUUCAAGUCUGGAGUGCCUUACAGCGACGUCAUCCGUGAAGGUUUGACGGCCGAGUCCACCAUCACCGUCGAUGGAGACACCUUCACCCAGGUCCAGGACUACGGCCCCCUUGGCUCCAUCACCUUCAAGAGAGAGUACAGCGCCGACCAACUUAAAGUGGUUAGAAGUAUUACCUCUUCAAUUUUUAAUAAUUUCCACAAAUUACCAUUCAAAAUGGCCUACUUCGGAAAGGAGUUCAAAGUUGUGAGUGAGGAGAAAUACACUGAUUUUAUUAAGGCUUUGGAGCUCCCCGAGGAAAUGACCGCAAAGUUCUCCGCCUACAAGCCCGUCUCGAAGAUUGAGAAGGAUGGGGACUCCUACAAAUUCACCAACACCACUCCGGAGGGCUCGAAGGUGACCACCUUCAAGUCUGGAGUCGAGUUCGAAGAUGAGAUCAGACCUGGCGUUAAGGUCAACUGCAAAUACACCGUGGACGGCGACACCGUGACCCAGGAAAUCUCACAAGGUGGCAAAACCGUUACAUUCAAGAGAGAAUACUCCGCCAAUGACCUCACCACGACAAUCACAGCCAACUUCUGGGAUGGUACCGCCGUCAGACACUACAAAGCUUGAAUUUAUAGUUUCUAAAUCAUAGGUUUUGUUGUUAAAUUAUUGUUAAAAAGUCUUCAUUAGAUAUAAGAAAUUAAAUAAUAUAAUUUAUUGAAUCCAAA
Ostrinia furnacalis (Asian corn borer) is the source of this 1347-nucleotide messenger RNA. RefSeq lists its product as uncharacterized. Gene Ontology annotation, molecular function: lipid binding. Lineage: Eukaryota; Metazoa; Arthropoda; Insecta; Lepidoptera; Crambidae. Bases 41 to 1249 code for a protein of 402 amino acids. The record is from RefSeq and is a predicted model, not a curated record. The transcript is spliced from 11 exons.